Messenger RNA from Kwoniella botswanensis, 1866 nucleotides. RefSeq lists its product as uncharacterized. Lineage: Eukaryota; Fungi; Basidiomycota; Tremellomycetes; Tremellales; Cryptococcaceae. The record is from RefSeq and is a predicted model, not a curated record. Gene Ontology annotation, cellular component: spliceosomal complex. Gene Ontology annotation, molecular function: RNA binding; RNA helicase activity; ATP binding. Gene Ontology annotation, biological process: mRNA splicing, via spliceosome. The transcript has 9 exons. Bases 1 to 1866 code for a protein of 621 amino acids.
AUGGUAUCGACACCGCUCCGACGACCUCGAUCGCCCUCCCCUGGCGGAGGCGCAGAGGACGAAAUGGCCUUACCAGAAGAUUACAAGCCCUACGUACCAGUGGCAAAGCGUCGUGCGCAGAUGCUCUCGCAACUGGGCUCUAAAAGGGAGACCGUCAAGAAAGUCAAGACUGCCGAGGAGCUUGAAAAGGAGAUGGAAGAAGAGUUGAGAGAACAAGCCGAGGAUGAAGAGAGGGCUAGGGAAAAGGCCAGAAGGGAACGAACACUUUUACAGGCUGCUCAGGAGGUUAAGGAGAGAAAGGCUUUGGAGGACGCGCUGAAAUCCGCUGCUGAUAAAGAAGCUGAGAAAGAGGCGUUGCUGUUAGCUGAGAUGGAAAGGGCUCAGAAGAAAUUGGCCAGUGCUCAAGAAUUGGCUCAGGGGACUGUAUAUACAGAAAGUUUAAAGACCUCAUGGAGACCUCCUCAUUAUAUACGGAACAUGUCCGAAGAGGAACAUCAGGUGGUCAGAGAUAAAUUCCAUAUCAUAACCGAAGGUGAUGAGAUACCACCUCCCAUACCGCAUUUCGCAGAUAUGAAAGUUCCCAAACCGAUAUUGGAUUACCUAAAAAGCAAAGGUAUCAAGAAACCUACCCCCAUCCAGAUACAAGGUAUACCAACGGCGUUCGCAGGGAGGGAUAUGAUCGGAAUAGCAUUUACUGGAUCUGGAAAAACAUUGGCAUUCACUCUACCAGCUAUAAUGCAAUCGUUAGAAAUGGAAGCCAAACUUCCAUUUGUACGGGGUGAAGGACCAGUAGGAUUGAUCAUUUGUCCUUCUAGAGAAUUGGCUAGACAGACAUACGAAGGUUGUCAAGCCAUGUGCAACGCUUUGAAAGAAAGUGGGAAUUAUCCCGAACUUCGAUCGCUACUGUGUAUCGGAGGAAUCAAUAUGGCGGAUCAAGGGGAUGUACUGAAUAAGGGUGUACAUAUCGUGGUGGCUACUCCAGGUAGAUUGAUAGACAUGUUGGAUAAAGGGAAAUUGAAUGCUAAUAAUUGCAAGUAUCUGUGUAUGGACGAAGCGGAUCGAAUGAUUGAUAUGGGUUUCGAAGAAGAUGUGAGGAGUAUAAUGUCGCAUUUCAAGUAUCAACGUCAAACACUUUUGUUCUCCGCUACUAUGCCUCGAAAAAUUCAAGAUUUCGCUCAACAAUCACUCAUCAAUCCUAUCCUGGUGAAUGUCGGUCGAGCAGGUGCAGCGAACAUGGAUGUUAUACAGGAAGUUGAAUAUGUCAAACAGGAAGCCAAGAUGGUGUACCUGUUGGAAUGUUUACAAAAGACUCCUCCGCCUGUUAUCAUUUUUAGUGAUAACAAGAAUGAAGUUGAUGAUAUCCAGGAGUAUCUCCUGUUAAAAGGUGUCGAAGCCGUCGCUAUCCAUGGUAGUAAGACCCAGGAAGAACGUGAAUACGCGAUUCGGUCAUUUAAGACAGGUGCCAAGGACGUUAUGGUCGCUUCGGGUGUAGCGUCCAAAGGUUUAGAUUUUAACGAGAUCCAACAUGUCAUUGUAUACACCAUGCCGAAAGAAAUCGAAGAUUACGUGCACGAGAUUGGUCGUACGGGAAGAAGUGGAAAGACAGGUAUUGCAACUACGUUCGUCAAUAUGAAUACGAGUGAACAAACUUUAUUGGAUUUGAAAUACCUCUUAAUGGAAGCUAAACAGAAAAUCCCAGAAUUCUUAUUAUCCAUUGAUGAUCCUCGAGCAGCUCAUGGAGGAGCACUCAAAGGAUGUCCGAUCUGUGGUGGUUUGGGUCAUGGUUUACAAGAUUGUCCGAAGUUGCAAGAAGAACAAAGGAGGAAACAAGCUGCUAAUACUAGAUAUGAUGGUGGGGGAUAUUAG